GUUAUCAACCUCGUCACAAAAAUGUCAGCUGUUGCCCAACCAAAGAACGUUGUUCAAACUCACGGUAAAAAAAGAACCGCCGUUGCCGUCGCCUACUGUACCAACGGUAAAGGUUUAGUCAAAGUCAAUGGUGUUCCAUUAGAAUUCAUCCAACCAAAGAACUUAAGAUUAAAAGUUUACGAACCAUUAAUUAUUGUUGGUAAAGAAACCUACUCACACAUUGACAUCCGUGUCCGUGUCAAGGGUGGUGGUUCAGUCGCUCAAAUCUAUGCCAUCAGACAAGCCAUCGCUAAAGCCGUCGUUGCUUACCACCAAAAAUUCGUUGAUGAAGAAAGCAAAAACGAAAUCAAAAAGAAAAUCUUAGAUUACGAUCGUUCACUCUUAGUUGCUGAUCCACGUAGAUGUGAACCAAAGAAAUUCGGUGGUCGUGGUGCCCGUGCUCGUUUCCAAAAAUCAUACCGUUAAGGUGUGUGCUUUGUUUACGUUUUUAUAUUGGCCCAUCCAAAAUAAAGAUUGUUAUAUAUUUUUUUCAAUUUUAAAACGAAAA
Messenger RNA from Dictyostelium purpureum, 547 nucleotides. RefSeq names its product 40S ribosomal protein S16. Bases 22 to 465 code for a protein of 147 amino acids. Gene Ontology annotation, cellular component: ribosome; cytosolic small ribosomal subunit. Lineage: Eukaryota; Evosea; Eumycetozoa; Dictyosteliales; Dictyosteliaceae. The record is from RefSeq and is a predicted model, not a curated record. Gene Ontology annotation, molecular function: RNA binding; structural constituent of ribosome. The transcript has 2 exons. Gene Ontology annotation, biological process: maturation of SSU-rRNA from tricistronic rRNA transcript (SSU-rRNA, 5.8S rRNA, LSU-rRNA); translation.